AUGUUAAGCUCUGCCUGGGCUAAAAGUGAAAGGCGACAUCAACCGAUAAACCAGUCUGCGGGUGAGGCAUACGACUGGGAAGAGUUUGCUCUGACUCUGCAGCUUCCCCAAAGCAACACAGGAGCAGCAACUUACCUUUCUGCCUCAGCAAUGGCAGAAGCUGUUAUAAGACACUGGGUGGAAACUCCCAUACGCUAUCAAGAGCAGUUUGACGUCCAAGAGCUGGAAGCACACAAACUGGACCACUCUUUAUAUGCUUUGCCAGGCCCUUCUACGGCUGCCCUGAGCAGCAGAAAGUGUAUUGCAGAAAGUACAGCUGGGGCCGGGAAGAGCGGCCAGGAGGAGGAAAACACAUGCUUUCAGGUCUUGCUGGACGUUGUGCAGUUCCGCCCUGAAGAUAUCAUUAUUCAGACUUUCGAAGGCUGGCUCCUGAUCAAAGCUCAGCAUGGACCCAGGAUGGACGAACACGGUUUCAUAUCCAGGAGCUUUACCAGACAAUACAAAUUACCUAAUGGAGUGGAGAACAAAGACUUGUCUGCGCUUUUCUGCCAUGAUGGCAUUUUGGUUGUUGAAAUGAAGAACUCAGUGGGAAAGAAUUAGAGUCUUGUCCAUAGUAUAUUGGCUCUGGAAAAGCACACAGAUUGAGACUGAAGGAUACUAUCAAGAAAAAAAACCAUCACUAUUUCUGCAGUUCAAGCUUGUAUGCGAAAAAAAACUUGAGACAUUACUUUUUAGAAGUGUGUUGCAUGUUUGAAACUAUAAGAAAUAAGAAUAAUAACUGACUAUAUUUGCUUGAAAACACAGUAAGUAAAAAUGAUACUUUCUGUCAAAGAUAAAUUAAUUUGAAAGAAAACAUUCAAAGACCUUUAGAAAAUUUGUUUUAUUUAACAUAUUCUGUUAUCUAUUAGCAACUGAAGAAAAAAAUAUGUUGCUUACAAAUACUCAAAAGGAUCAAAUUCUUUCCUGUGAAGCCCCAGUAAUAAAAAAGGCAUUACUCUAGCACAGAUGCCUUUAUUCUUAUGCAUUUUAGUUAGUCUUGUUUUUCAAUCAGAUUAGUAUUCUUCAUGUUGCUUGACAGUCUGUGUCUUCAAGAGCAAAUUUUUCUGCCUAUGUGUAGUCCCACUCUCCCUGUACCAACAUGGGCUCUACAUGAAUUUAAUUUUAAGUGCGGGGGUUCCUUCCUACAGAUACAGUUUUAAUUUCUGUCCCAGUUUGUCUCAUUUCAUGAGAGUGGUACAGAUGAAAUAAAAAUCCACCUACUAUAUCCAGUAUCUGGUCUUCUCAACAUUAAAAAAAAAUAAAAAUGCUGUGAGUUUGUAAAUACUCAAACAUUUGAGGAGAUCUGCAGCUGCAAGUCAAACUGCCUCCUUCUAUGUGUACUGGAGAUGAGUAUGACUGCUGUGCUAUGAAUAGUAAAGGAAUGUGGAAUGGAAAGUGCCAGGUUAAAUACAGACUCUUUAUGAUAGCCAUCUGCUGUUUGGACAAAUCAAAAACAUAUUCAAAUGAAACUGAAUACAAAUACAAUUUGAAGAAUAUGAGAAAAAUCUGAUGAACAAAACCCAGGCUCUCGCUAGCUGAACCCAGAGAGUUCCUUUAGUUUAAAAUGAAAGCCUUAUGCUUGUACUUCUGCACAUGUCCAUUCAUUAGAAAGAUUUAUGUCAUGGUUGUUUAGACUUGAAGAUAUUUGAAGCAAUUGACUUUAGAAAAGCGGGUAGUCCAAUGCUUGUAUUUUAUUUAUUAUUUGUGCUAAAACUCACCAGGUAUUUGUAUAAGAAAUGCAGAAUAAGGUCUGGAUCGUAAAUUUCCAUCAUGUGCAAUUAUUUUAUUUUUUUAAUAGAGCAGAAGUCAAGAACCUAAUGUUUUCUAACAAACCAAAGCAAA
Grus americana (Whooping crane) is the source of this 1881-nucleotide messenger RNA. It is a transcript of the gene HSPB3, whose product is annotated as heat shock protein family B (small) member 3. Bases 1 to 600 code for a protein of 199 amino acids. Gene Ontology annotation, cellular component: nuclear speck; cytoplasm. The transcript has 2 exons. The record is from RefSeq and is a predicted model, not a curated record. NCBI's taxonomy places the organism in Eukaryota, Metazoa, Chordata, Aves, Gruiformes, Gruidae.